CGAGGCUAGAGGACACGGUUCCGUAUCCGUCCAGGCAUUCAAAGCCGGUGGCCAUCGUAUACUGUUACCCUUCUACGAACACGUUUCUUGUCCUUCACUAGUCGCUCUCUAAACGUCUGUCGCAACCCAGAGUUUGCGUCUUCUUUCCCAAGCUUCGCCAGUCUCAGUCCCAGACAUCAGCCACCCAGCACCCGCGCGACUCCUAUUACCUACCCACUUGUCCAACUCCACCACCAAAAAGCCUCUUCAUCAGACGCACACCACCGACGCACCCAAAUGAGCAAACGCGCCUCGCGAUCAAAGAACCGCGGCUCUGUACUACGUGAGCAGAGCUCCACCGACUCCCUGCAGGAAAAGAAGAACGGAAAUGCAAAUUCCACGGCCAUGAACAGCGCCAUGUUGGAACAUCGGCGCAAACAUUCGUCCUUCGACAGCAACUCGCCAUCGAGCCAGGCUGCAUCCCUCAUGGGCAACUCCAACUUUUCGCUCGAUGACGAUGUGCCCAAGCUGGGCCAAGAAGACGAAGGAACGUCCAAGGGUUUCUUCGAGCUGUCCAAGAAGGACCAGAGCAACUUCCUCCUCCUCGUGCUGCUGUACUUCCUUCAGGGCAUACCCAUGGGCCUAGCGCACGGCUCGGUGCCAUUCCUGCUCAAACACAACGUGUCCUACGCUGCCAUUGGUGUCUUCUCGCUCGCAGCCUACCCGUACUCGCUAAAACUCCUUUGGAGUCCCAUCGUGGAUGCGGUAUGGUCACCAAAAGUCGGACGCCGGAAGAGUUGGAUCUUACCCAUCCAGACCAUUUCUGGCUUCUCCAUGAUCUGGUUAGGCAAGAACAUCAACCGCAUGAUGAAGGAGGCGGGCGAGACCGACAGCGGGGUCUGGACUUUCACGUGGUGGUGGUUUGCGCUCGUAUUCCUUUGCGCCACUCAGGACAUCGCUGUGGAUGGUUGGGCGUUGACCCUUCUCUCCAAGGAGAAUCUCGCAUACGCAUCGACUGCGCAAACCGUCGGCCUGACCGCUGGCCAGUUCCUUUCCUACACGGUCUUCCUGGCCUUCAACUCCAAAGACUUUGCGAACAAGUGGUUUCGCAGCACUCCUGCAGACACCGGCAUCAUGGAGCUUGAUGGCUACUUGAGCUUCUGGGGGUGGGCAUACCUGAUAGUCACUCUUGGACUGGCAGUCAUGAAACGCGAAGACCGCGAUAAGAACGGCGAUGGCAUCGGAGAGGUUUACCGCACCAUGUGGGGCAUCUUGAAGUUGAAGAACAUUCAAAGCUUCAUCAUUAUCCACCUCAUCGCCAAGAUCGGAUUCCAAGCCAACGAUGCUGUCACGAGUCUGAAGCUCCUAGACAAAGGCCUCAAACAGGAGCAGCUUUCUCUCGUCAUUCUUGUAGACUUUCCCGUCGAGGUCUUUUUAGGCUACUACAUCGGAAAAUGGUGCCAGACCUACCCGCCGAUGCACAUCUGGUGUUGGUCCUUCAUCGGCCGCCUAGUUGCUGCGGGGUUCGCGCAGUUUGUCGUGUCCAUCUUCCCGGCUGGAGGAGCAUCGUCAGGUUUCCUGAUGCUGGUCAUUGCUGAGCAUGUGCUGUCGACCUUCAUGAAUACCGUCAUGUUCGUCGCAGUCAGCGCGUUCCACGCAAAGAUCUCUGAUCCGCUCAUUGGUGGUACCUAUAUGACGCUGCUCGCUACCGUCUCCAACCUCGGCGGUACGUUCCCACGCUACUUUGUCCUCAAAGCCGUCGACAUGUUUACUUCGGCAACCUGCAUACCACCUACGGAUGUUCCCAAGGCAGAUUUUUUGAAGGGGCCACUCAUUACACAGGCCUUCUCUUGCUCCCUAGAGGCAGAGAAGCAUCGCUGCCAGGCAGGCGGUGGUGUCUGCAACGUCACGAGUGACGGAUAUUACAUUGUGAAUAUUCUAUGUAUUGUGAUUGGUGUAGUGACGUUCUGGGGCUACAUCAAACCUGCCGUUAUGCGUAUACAGGCGUUGCCGUUAAGGGCAUGGAGGAUCGCUGGAUAGAUAGAUGACCUACCAAGUGUACGAUAUAGAUGCAAAGCUUGAAUUUAGAUGAAAGCACAUUGCACGGCUAUAGGCAGGCUGUUGACCUAAAACUUUUUGGAUCCAGAAACAUGGCAACAAUCCGUCUCCAAGCCGCUUGCGCACGUAUGUGCCGCGCUCGCGCGUUCUCCCGUGACCAGGCGUGCUGAUCGGCCAAUAGUGGGUGGCCUUAUGCACCAGUGUAAGCCACGCCGUCUGGAGCGCAUGCAGGUACGUUCGCGCCGCAGUACAUGUCUCAGACCGCUCAAAAAAGGAUCAAACUAUGCAAGGGUUUGCUCACAAACGACCUGCAACAGUCGGGCGGUUGUGACUUGGAAUUGUUGGGUGAAAGAACUUUAGCGGCUCGCAGUUGUCAGUCAUGAGAUGGUCUGGGACCGUUCUGUAAGCAGGCCGAGUCUCG
This is a messenger RNA of Alternaria rosae, 2458 nucleotides long. RefSeq names its product acetyl-coenzyme A transporter 1-domain-containing protein. Gene Ontology annotation, molecular function: acetyl-CoA transmembrane transporter activity. The record is from RefSeq and is a predicted model, not a curated record. The transcript has 3 exons. NCBI's taxonomy places the organism in Eukaryota, Fungi, Ascomycota, Dothideomycetes, Pleosporales, Pleosporaceae. Gene Ontology annotation, cellular component: membrane. The coding region runs from base 277 to 2019 and encodes 580 amino acids.